GGACAUCUGAAGACGACACGUGUUAAUCACAGCUCACGGUUUCCUCCUCCUCGUCCUUCCUAUUUCCUGUCCGAAGUUUUUGACCAGGUCCACUGCGUCCUUUACAUCCGCCACAACUCUUGACACUCAGAUAAUCACUUUCAAAAACCCUAAUCACGUAUAAAAAUUCAAAACCCUUCUUUCCUCUACAAUGCAAAAAAUAGAAACUAAAAAAUCUCCUCCAUUUUAUACCCUCUCCAACAAACAUUGCUCCUAAUCUCCUAACACCGCCAAAAUUAUAGAAAACCUCCACCUAUGAUUCCCAGGAUUUGAUGAAAGAUCAAAAUCCAAAUCCAAGAAUCCCUAAUUUUAGCUUAUCUUGAUUCCAAUUUGAAGGAACUAUACUAGGGUUCAAUGGAACAAAACCACAUCGAAUCAAAUUCCUACAAAUAUCUAAUAACAAACAAAUCAUCUUCAUGGCUCGAAAUCCGAUUAUUCUACGUAAGAGUAACUCCUUGCGUUAUCGAAAGCGUACCCGACCACCUGACCAUCCGCCAUCUCCGUCGUUCAAUCAGCACUCCACUGGAAAUAAACGGCUCUAAAAUCCCCUCCUCUGAUUCCGCCUCCUUAACCCUCCGUCGCGACCGCCUCAACAAGGAAUCAUCGGAGGUUACGUAUGUUAGCACGGACAGCGUGCGCGUCACCCGCGGGGUUGAAUUUGAAAUAUUAGAUAACAAGGACAUGGUUUUGUGUGGGUCGUUGGAGAGGAUCGAAACGACAUCGUGGGGGAAUAAUGGGGGUGUAGGGGGGUUGGAGAAUGAUGCGAAGACAGGGUGGAGUUUAGAAUGCUGUGUGGCGGCUGGUGUUUUUGAAGGGAAUUCGGUGUUUAAAUUGGGGGUUUCGGCGCCGGUGAUCGAGGUCUAUAUUGCUGGUUGCUGUGGAGGUGUGCCGGUGAUUUUGACGAAGACCAUUUUGGUUGGUCCCAUGAAGAAACCGUCCAGGUAUGCGAUGCUCGAUGCGAUUCCAGAGGAUGAGGAGUUGGAUAAUAGGAAGCAAAGCGGUGUUAUUAGUAAUGGGUUGGUUAGACAACGCAAAGUUCGGAUUACUGAAGCUGAAGAUGAUGAUGGCUAUGAAUCAGAUGAGAAAAUUGGAAGCCAAUACUACUCAGAAGACAUGUAUUAUGGUGAGGAUGGACAACUCUCGUGGUUUAAUGCUGGUGUGAGAGUUGGUGUUGGAAUUGGCCUUGGGAUGUGUCUUGGUGCUGGCAUUGGUGUUGGACUGCUCAUGCGUUCAUAUCAAGCAACUUCGAGGAAUUUUAGGAGGAGGUUUUUAAGCUUGGGAGUAGACUCUGGAGGAAAUGACGGCCUUGAUCUUCCGAUGAACCUGCAAGAGAUAUACAGGCCUGCAUGGGUUCCUGGUGGUGCGAAAAUGAGCGCCACGACUACCAGAUCUUUAGCGACAAUGUCACACCGCCGUAACACUAACACUCGUCCUCCUCCACAACAACAAAAACAACAACAACAACAACAACAACAACGUCUCCCUCUUGUUGUCACUCUCAACUGCAUCGAAGAUUGUGCCAUCGAACAAGAAUCCUUAUCCGGCGUCGCUUUAAUCGAACACGUCCCUCUCGGCCGCCUCUCCGAUGGCAAGAUCGAAUCUGCCGCUGCCGUCCUCCUCCAUUCACUCGCUUACCUACCACGCGCCGCCCAACGCCGUCUCCGUCCUUACCAGCUCAUCCUAUGCCUGGGGUCGGCUGACCGAGCUGUCGACUCCGCUCUCGCUGCCGAUUUAGGUCUCCGGCUUGUCCACGUGGACACAUCUCGAGCCGAGGAGAUCGCUGAUACGGUUAUGGCUUUGUUUCUAGGGUUGCUGCGCCGGACGCAUUUGUUGUCAAGACAUGCCUUAUCAGCUUCCGGUUGGCUUGGCUCGGUGCAGCCGCUUUGUAGAGGAAUGAGGAGGUGUAGAGGUUUGGUAUUGGGCAUUGUUGGUAGAUCUGCAUCAGCUAGAUCUCUGGCUACCAGAAGCUUAGCUUUUAAAAUGAGUGUGCUGUAUUUUGAUGUACACGAGGGGCCAGGAAAAUUAGCGAGGUCUUCUAUUACAUUUCCUUUAGCUGCUCGAAGAAUGGAUACUCUUAAUGAUUUACUUGCUGCGAGUGAUCUUAUUUCACUUCACUGUGCUUUAACUAAUGAAACUGUUCAGAUUAUCAAUGAAGAGUGCUUGCAACAUAUAAAGCCAGGGGCAUUUCUUGUGAAUACGGGCAGUAGUCAGCUGCUGGAUGAUUGUGCUUUGAAGCAACUUCUGAUUGAUGGGACCUUGGCCGGUUGUGCCCUGGAUGGUGCUGAAGGGCCACAGUGGAUGGAAGCAUGGGUAAAAGAGAUGCCCAAUGUAUUGAUACUUCCACGCAGUGCAGAUUACAGUGAAGAAGUGUGGAUGGAGAUAAGGGACAAAGCUAUCUCUAUUCUGCAGUCAUUCUUCUUUGAUGGGAUCGUACCAAAGAAUGCUGUUUCUGAUGAGGAAGGUGAAGAAAGUGAAAUAGGUGAUGAAAGUGAACCAUUUCACAGGCAAGACAAAGAAAGUACUCUGCAGGAUUCUGUUGGUGAGCAAUUGACUGAUGAUAUUCAGCUAACUCCAGAAACCUCUCGCAAAAAAGUGAGUGGUCAGUCAAUAGAAUCUACCAGCCAAGCUCAGGGUUCUGGCAUGUCUCAAAAUACAACCACAAGAUCUGAUGAAAGACGCAGCCGAUCAGGCAAGAAGGCAAAAAAAAGACAUGGCCGUCAAAAACCUCGACAGAAAUCAGACAAUCCUUCUCAAUUAGAGAAAGAAAGUACUUCACAUCAAGAAGAUGAUACUGCUAUGAGUGGCAGUGAUCAAGUGUUAAGUUCCAGUUCUCGGUUUGCUUCCCCUGAAGACUCAAGGAGUAGGAAAACACCAAUAGAAUUAAUGCAAGAAUCAAGUUCAGGCCAGCUUUCAAGAUCAGGCAAGAAGCUCAGUGGAAAGUCUGAUGAGCUGCUCAAAGAUGGGCACAUUAUAGCUUUAUAUGCAAGAGAUCGCCCUGCACUCCAUGUUUCCAGGCAAAGAUCUAAAGGAGGUGGAUGGUUCCUGGAUGCUCUGUCAAAUGUAACAAAAAGAGAUCCUGCAGCCCAGUUCCUUGUUGUUUUCAGAAACAAGGACACAAUUGGGUUGCGCUCUUUUGCUGCUGGUGGAAAGUUAUUGCAGAUUAACAGGAGAAUGGAAUUUGUUUUCACCAGUCACAGUUUUGAUGUUUGGGAGAGUUGGACGUUGGAAGGUUCUUUGGAUGAAUGCAGGCUGGUUAACUGUAGAAAUCCUUUGGCUAUUUUGGAUGCACGGAUCGAGAUUUUGGCCACCUUAGGGGAAGAUGAUGGUGUUACUCGUUGGCUAGAUUAGAUUGUGAUAGCAAGAUUUGAUAAACGUAAUCUUUUUUAUUUGCCCAUCUCAUAAUUCUUGUCAGCUUCUCAUUUUGUUUUCUCCCUAAGUUUGUUGUUUCCUCGAAACAAUUUGUAAAAAGCAUUCUUUUCUGUUUCCUUUUUCCCCCCCUUCUGGUUUUGUAAGUUCUCAGUUAUAUAUGCAUCCAUUACCCGUGGGAUGUAUGGCCCUCUUGCUGAAAUGAAUGUACUUUAUAAUUUAUGAGAACUGUCCAUUGCUUCGUCAAAUGGAUCGUUGUUUCUACCUUGAUGAAUUAAUGAAAUUCCAUUUCAGUGACCA
Molecule: messenger RNA, 3705 nt
Organism: Populus euphratica (Euphrates poplar)
Lineage: Eukaryota; Viridiplantae; Streptophyta; Magnoliopsida; Malpighiales; Salicaceae
Product: C-terminal binding protein AN-like
Exons: 10
Coding region: 394-3387 (997 amino acids)
Biological process (GO): microtubule cytoskeleton organization
Molecular function (GO): NAD binding
Source: RefSeq, a predicted model, not a curated record